ACAGUGAGGCGGUUGUGGAGAGACAGCUUCUCCUGGAUGAAUGGCGGGGGGUGCGGGUGCAGUGGCAGGUGACAUUUGAUCGCCGCCUGCUCGACGACGUCGUUUUCCCCCAGCGGAAUUCACGAUGGCCCAGGCUUGGCGCGCGCGGAACCCUGGCACGCCCUGGAAAGCAGCUCCACCACCCUCAGCGCCCCACGGCCUCUCCUCGCUCCCCAAUCCACCCCCGACACCUCGACAUAGUCCAUCGCUAUGGCCUCCGACUCCGCAGCCCUGCUCGAGGGCCAGCUGCACGCUGCCACACACCCAGAGUCCGCCGACACCACACAGAAGCCGGCCGUGAAGCGAUCAUGGAGGCGCAAGUACCGCAAGAUGCGCGCAAAGUUCGAGGACACAAUGAACACGAGUAACACGCUGAUCAAAGACGAGUACAAGGCCAUCGCUCUGGCGCGCCGGCUGCAGGAGCAGAAUGACCAGAUCCUCGACGUGCUCCUGGACAUGAAUGAGGCCACGCGCCUGCCUGCGCACCUUAGAUUCGAUCUGCGCCAUCUCUCCGAAAGCGACCCAGCUGUUUCCUCCCGUGAAGCUGACGCCGAUCCCGAUGCCGUCCAGCGGCGCAUAGUCGACCUGCGAGAGGAAUUGGUGGCCGGCCUCAUCACGCCCGAGCAGUUCGCACAGAAAGUAGAUCAGCUUCACGCCGCGCAGCCUGUGAUACCCAAGCGCACACUUGCCAGCCUCGAGGCAAAUACACCCUACUCAACGGAGGUCCCCGUUCCGGCGCCAGAAGGCAUAAUACUCGGUGAACAUGCUCCCGGAUACAUGUCACCAGUCCACGAAGAAGAGUACCUUCUUGCAAUCGAUGCCGUUCUCGAAAACCCGGCGGCAUACGACCCCAAUGCCCACGACGGGCGACCGCUCCGCAUCCCCCCAACCCACCCCAUCCCAAAUGACAAAGAGCUCUCGUUGCGGAACCCCGACAGCGUCUACAAUUGGCUCAGGAAAAAUCAACCACAAGUCUUCCUCCAAGACAAAGACCCACAUCAUCCCGAGAACCUGUCAGAGAAGUCAUCAGCUCGGCCAGGGAAUGUGCCUGGUCGAGGAGGCAAGCGUCCGUCCGCAGUUUCUACCAGCACACCUGGCCCGAAAACCGAACAGGAUGCAUUAGACGAGGAAAUAGGCUUCAUUCCCGAGACAGGUACAGGAAGCACAAAGCGCAGGCGAGGAGGCGACAAGGACGACGAUCCUGCAUACAGACCCAAGGGAGGCGCGAGUCGGCCAGCAAAGAGAAAGAGGGAAGAUGGAGAUCCUGUAGGGAAGGGGGGAAGGAAGAAGGCCAACAGGGCUAGCGGCGGAAUCACCACGAACUGAUCAUGUUGAUGGGAGAGAGGUAAGAUGAGGUAAGCCUGUAAGAUUUAUCCCUUGGCAUUGUUCAAAUCUUUAUACUGGGAGUAUGGGUUCGACUGGGCUGGGGCUAUAUGGAGCCAAAGCGCUUGCGUCUUCACAGAGACGUUGGCAUGGCUCAGUAGUGACAGAAAUAUGUACUAUCACAUAGGGAUGGCACAG
Lindgomyces ingoldianus is the source of this 1560-nucleotide messenger RNA. RefSeq lists its product as uncharacterized. Gene Ontology annotation, cellular component: nucleus; Ino80 complex. The record is from RefSeq and is a predicted model, not a curated record. The transcript is spliced from 3 exons. The coding region runs from base 250 to 1365 and encodes 371 amino acids. NCBI's taxonomy places the organism in Eukaryota, Fungi, Ascomycota, Dothideomycetes, Pleosporales, Lindgomycetaceae. Gene Ontology annotation, biological process: chromatin remodeling.